Messenger RNA from Diabrotica virgifera virgifera (western corn rootworm), 2853 nucleotides. Its product is annotated as zinc finger protein 271-like. The transcript is spliced from 2 exons. Gene Ontology annotation, molecular function: DNA-binding transcription activator activity, RNA polymerase II-specific; RNA polymerase II cis-regulatory region sequence-specific DNA binding. NCBI's taxonomy places the organism in Eukaryota, Metazoa, Arthropoda, Insecta, Coleoptera, Chrysomelidae. Gene Ontology annotation, cellular component: nucleus. Bases 136 to 2463 code for a protein of 775 amino acids. The record is from RefSeq and is a predicted model, not a curated record. Gene Ontology annotation, biological process: regulation of transcription by RNA polymerase II.
UUGUGUUUUGUGUUUACAUUUGUGUUUUGUGUUGUGUCACAGAAUAAAUAACCAUAUUUGUGGUUGUGUGUUGUGUGUUUGCUUUUCAUUAUAUUUUAUUGCAAUACAUAAGAUUUAAUAAGAUCAAGUGUAAAAAUGGAAGCAAAAGAAGAAAUUAACGAGGAAGAGGAAACGUGUAAAAUAGAAAUAGAGUAUAAUCACUUGGAUGAUACUGUUUUUAAUGGUUUUAAAUAUGAUAUUGAGGAUGAAUACAAAAGGGAAAGUACUCAUGACACACAUGGUUCUUUAGACUUAGAUAAAUUUCCCAUAAAUACUGAAAUAGAAGCACAUGAAGAAAACCAAAAAAUUGAAAAAGAUCAUUUCCAAGAGAACAAGAUGGCCGGUAUAGAGACAAAUAGCCAACAUUCAUAUAACGAAGAAAAUUCUAUGAAUCCACAUGCUGAAGGAAAAACAUUAAAUAAAAAGAAGAAAGUUUUGACUGGAAAAAUACGUUAUAAAUGUGAAAUUUGUUCAAAACAGUUUAUAUGUACAAGUGCUUUGACAAGACAUUCGAGAGUACAUACAGGACAAAAACCACACAAGUGUGAAAUUUGUUUUAAGCAAUUUAGUCAACCAAGUCAUUUGAAAAGACAUUUGAGAGUGCACACUGGAGAAACACCUUAUCAGUGUGCAAUUUGUUUAAAUCGGUUUUCUCGAAAAGAUCGAUUAGCGUCUCACAUUGCAGAUCACACCGGAAACAAAUGUUACAAGUGUGAAAUUUGUUUUAAGCAGUUUAAUUCACCAUAUCAAUUAAAACUGCAUUUAAGAGUACAUACUGGAGAAAAACCGUAUAAGUGUGAAAUUUGUUUUAAGGGAUUUAGCGUAGCAGGUAAUUUGAAAAUGCAUUUGAGAAAGCACAGUGGAGAAAAACCUCACAAGUGUGAGAUUUGUUUUAAGCAAUUUGGUACAGCAUUUAGUUUAAAAACACAUUUAAGAGUUCAUACUGGAGAAAAACCAUUUAAGUGUGAAAUUUGUUUUAAGCAAUUUAGUAGAUCAAGUAAUUUACAAGCACAUUCGAGUGUGCAUACUGAAGAAAAACCUCACAUGUGUGAAAUUUGUUUUAAGCAAUUUAGUAGAGCCGAUAAGUUGAAAAAUCAUUUGAAAGUGCACACUGGAGAAAAACCUCACAAGUGUGAAAUUUGUUUUAAGCAAUUUAAGGAAGCAUCUGGUUUAAAAUUACAUUUGAGAGUGCACACUGGAGAAAAACCUCACAAGUGUGAAAUUUGUGAUAAACAAUUUAGUCAAGCAGUAAAUUUGAAAACACAUUUGAAAGUGCACACUGGGGAAAAACCUCACAAGUGUGACAUUUGUGAUAAGCAGUUUAGUGAAUCAGGUAGUUUAAAAACACAUUUGAGAGUGCACACUGGAGAAAAACCUUACAAGUGUGAAUUUUGUGAUAAACAAUUUAGUGAGUCAGGUAGUUUAAAAAAACACUUAAUAGUGCAUACAGGUGAAAAACCUCAUAAGUGUGAAAUUUGUUCAGAUCGGUUUGCUGCAAAAUAUCAAUUAACUUUUCACAUGACAGUUCACACUGGAGAAGAACUUCACAAGUGUGAAAUUUGUUUUAAGCAAUUUAGUAGAGCAGGUGCUUUAGCAAGACAUUUGAUAGUGCACACUGGGGAAAAACCUCACAAGUGUGAAAUUUGUUUUAAGCAAUUUUCUAUGAAAGGUCACUUGAAAUCCCAUAUGAUAUUUCACUCGGGGGAAAAAUCUCACAAGUGUGAAAUUUGUUUGAAACAAUUUAGUACAACAAGUACUUUGAAAUCUCAUUUGCGAGUUCACACAGGGGAAAAACCUCACAAGUGUGAAAUUUGUUUUAAGCAAUUUCGUCUAUCAGGCACUUUAAAAACACAUUUAAGAGUGCAUACAGGAGAAAAACCUUAUAAGUGCGAAAUUUGUUUUAAGCAAUUCAGUGAAUUAGGUACUUUAAGAAAACAUUUGAGACUGCAUACAGGAGAAAAACCUCACAAGUGUGAAUUUUGUUUUAAGCAAUUUAGACAAGCAGGUGCUUUAACAGCGCAUUUAAGGAUACACACUGGAGAAACACCUUAUCAGUGUGAAGUUUGUUCAAAACAAUUUGCUCAAAAAGUUCAUUUAACUGCUCACAUGACAGUUCACACCGGAGAAGCACUUAACAAGUGUGAAAUUUGUUCUAAACAAUUUCUUACACCAUGUAAUCUGAAAACACAUUUAAGUGUGCACACUGGGGAGAAACCUUAUCGGUGUGACAUUUGUUCAAAACGGUUUGCUCGAAAAGGUCAAUUAGCUGGUCACAUUGCAGUUCACACUGGAGAAAAACCUCACAAGUGUAAAAUUUGUUCAAAACAGUCCCGUACUGCUGGUGAUUUCAAAAAACACCUAAGAACACACACUGGAGAAAAACCUCACAGUGUGAAAUUUGUUUUAAGCAAUUUGGUGAAUUAGGUACGUUAAAACAACAUUUGAGUGUGCACACGGGGAAAAACCUCACAAGUGUGAAAUUUGUUUUAAGCAAUUUAGAGAUGCAAGUAAUUUGAGAAGACAUUUAAGAACACAUACUAGAGAAAAACGUUAGAAGUGCUAUAUUUGAGAAGCAACUGAGCAAAACGCACUGACUCCAAAAUAUAGUCUUUUUACUACAAAAGCAAGAUUACGUAGAUCAAAAUUUCUGACUUAAGAACACUGUCAAAACAUUAGAAUGUGAAAUAUUACUUGUCAGAGAUAUUUUUCGUUUUUUGUUUUUACUAUAAAAAUAAUAUGUAUCUGCACUAGGUUCGCUUUCAAGAUGCAGUAGAAAUAAACAAACCAAGACACGUUAAAUGCCACUAGGAGCAC